Messenger RNA from Daktulosphaira vitifoliae (grape phylloxera), 2905 nucleotides. RefSeq lists its product as uncharacterized. NCBI's taxonomy places the organism in Eukaryota, Metazoa, Arthropoda, Insecta, Hemiptera, Phylloxeridae. Gene Ontology annotation, biological process: negative regulation of BMP signaling pathway. The transcript is spliced from 7 exons. Gene Ontology annotation, cellular component: AMPA glutamate receptor complex. Bases 430 to 2592 code for a protein of 720 amino acids. The record is from RefSeq and is a predicted model, not a curated record. Gene Ontology annotation, molecular function: protein binding.
UCUUAUCAAAAUGACAUGCGAUUUUCUGCUAUAAUACAUGUCUUGCACAUUUAGUACCGGGUACGUACUAGUACAAUAUGAAUCGAUAAUUCUUGAAAAUAGGAAUAUGUGUAAAUAUUGCUUCUAAGAAAAAUGGCCUGUAGAUUCUUAACACUAUUUCAAAAGCAGAUAAUAAAGAAUAAACAAAAUUAUUUUCUUCACAUUUGUUAAGUACAAAAACCCCAGAGCUUUUAUGAAAAACAUGAUAGUUCAUAUACAAAUAGAGCAUAGUGCCUAGUGUCGAUUUGAAUUCAGACGUUUUUCAUUGUUACAAAAGAUUCGGGGGCCUCUAGAUCUUUAAACCUUUCAAGUGCUGAAGUUAAAGAUAUCGAUAUUACUUCAAAGUCCGAAAAUAGAACAUAAGUGUUGGCGUAGAAGCUAAACUUUUAAAUGAAGAAAAUGAUAUCCAUUAUAAUUAAUUUAGUAUGGAAAAUGAAUUUAAUUACUUUAUUAGUUUGGAAUAUUUCAACAGUGGAAGCAGUACCAUUAAGCAUUGCACGUUUAAAUGAUAAUACUAACAUUACAAAUAGUCAUCUCUCAUUAUCAAAAGGAAAUACAAGUAAGAAUAUAGACAAAUUCAUUUGUCUUGUUAAUGGUUCUGUUUACAAAUUUGGUGAACGUAUAAUUGGAGUAGCAGGACCUUGUGAAGAAUGUACAUGUCACCCUCCAAAUGUGAUAUGUUCCAUGAUGAAAUGUCCUUCUAACAUAGGUUGUAUUACUCUUCAAUUUCCCAAUAAAUGUUGCCCAACAUACAAAUGUGAUUGUGAACAUAAAGGAAAAUUGUACAACAAUGGAGAAAAAGUCAAUUUUUAUGAUGAUUCUGCCUGUAAAGUUUGCUUUUGUAAUGGCGGAGAAAUAGUAUGUACUUCAAUAAUAUGCUAUACUCGAAAAGACUGUAAAGGGUAUACAUUACCAGGAGACUGUUGUCCAAAAUAUGAUAACUGCUCAUCAAAUUAUACAGAUUAUGAAAAUAUAAAAAACAAUAGUUUUGGGAGAUCACUUUUGAAAACCAUUUUGAAAUCAUUUACUACUACUGAACGUAAUACAGAAAGUAUUUGGAAAAGAGAUACAAUAAAGAGUCAACAAUUGGAUACGCCUGCUUUAAUUACAGAUUCAUUAGUUGAUUUAAAUUUGUUGAAUGUAACUACACAAAUAAGUACAGUUGAAAAUAAUUCUACUGAAAUUAUGACGUAUGAUAAUGUUAAUACAAGCACUAUUACUGUCAAUAAAAACAAUGUUGUUGAAAAAUCAACAACUUUAUUUUUUUAUUUAAAAAAUAAUAAUCUUAACAAAGAGUUAUCAAAAAAUAAUAAUGUUUUCAUUGAUAAUAAUGAUGAAUCCGAUAUUUUAUUGUAUUAUACGGAACCCAAUACUUAUACCGAUAUAGAUGACAACAUUGAAACAACUACAGAAAUAGAUAACUCUAUAAUAAUUACACACUUAAAUGGUACAGAAAGUGUGGUAGAUGUUGAUGAUAUUUUUACAUUUAGUAAAGUGAAGCCUCCAACUUCAACAACAUAUAUAAGUACUGAAGUAGACAUAUUUAAUCCAAAAGAACUAAAAAAAACUUUAACUCCUUCUAAAAUUGAACUAUUUACAGAUAUACCAAAAUUAGAUGAAGUUUCAAAUACAGAUGACAGUAUUUCAAGAGAAAUGACAACACCCUCAUUAUUAUCUAGAAAAUCAUUAUCCAAUAAUCCACUCAAGUUAACAUUAAAAAAAUUACAAAAAAAAGAUGAUGAAAAUAAUACAGAAACAAUUUUCACAGAUCUAGAAAAUACAACUGAUAUGUUUGAGACAAAUUAUGGCUACCAAAUAGAUAAAAUGGGAAUAGAAACUUUUUCAGAUGAUUUUGAAAACAAAACACAAUUUGAAAAUACAACAGAUAAUAUAAUAUCAUUAUUUUCACAAACAAGUACAGAAACUGUAUCUUCAAGUAUUAUUGAAAAUAAUACUAACAACAUGGAUAUUUUAGAUUACCAAAAAAAUGAUUUGUCUACUGAAAUUGACAAUGAUAUUAUGACCAAUGAAUCAAAUUUAGACAUAAUUACUAAUAACAAUAUGCUGAAUUUAGAUAUUUUACAGGACUAUAGUGUAACUCAUGAUAUUAAAUCAAAAGAAACAGAUUUGAAUGAAAGUGGAAAAAGUAAAAAAAAAAAGUCAAAUGAUAACAAUAUUAAUGAAAAUCUAACAAAUCGAUUAGAAACAGUUCCUUUUAUUAUAAAAGCUAAAGCUGUUACUGACCAAACUAAAUUUCGGUAUAUCGAUCAAUCAAUGCCUUAUCCAGAAGAAUACCCUGAAGAAUAUGAAACUAUUCAAAAUGGACCAUCUCUAACUAUAACGAAAAAAACUUAUACUAAUAUUCCUGAUGUUAUCUACACAACAACCACAAUGAUAACACUUCCAACAUUAGACAUUAUAUACAAAGCAAAUAAAGAAGUACAAAAUUACUUCUCAAGUGGAAAUCUGACAAGUAUUAGUAAACCUAAUAACAAUAAUUUAAAACCGCUUAGAAAUAUUUCUUCUGCCAAACCUUCUAAUUCUACACAAUAAAACAAUUAUGAAUAAUGUAUAAUUUAUAUUUUGGACUUUAUAUAAAGUGAAUUUUUCUAAUUAUAAAGAGGAAUUUGUCCUGUAUUUUUAGAAUUCACUAAUCUUCAUAAGUUUUUAAUUAAAUAAUAACAUCAUUUAAGAUUUGCUUGAUCAAACUGAACUGAUCUGAUAGUAAAAAUGAAUUGUAAAGUUCAAGCUUAAAAAUUAGAGCAGAAGUUAAGAAUGCACUUCAAGUGCUUUAAGGAGAGUUUUAAUUAUAAGGUAGUGAAAAUUGAUUAUUUUAUUCAAGAUCAUUAAAAUAAAAUAAUAAAAC